Lolium perenne is the source of this 579-nucleotide messenger RNA. RefSeq lists its product as uncharacterized. The record is from RefSeq and is a predicted model, not a curated record. Gene Ontology annotation, cellular component: nucleus; cytoplasm. Gene Ontology annotation, biological process: nucleobase-containing compound metabolic process. Gene Ontology annotation, molecular function: nucleic acid binding; 3'-5' exonuclease activity. NCBI's taxonomy places the organism in Eukaryota, Viridiplantae, Streptophyta, Magnoliopsida, Poales, Poaceae.
AUGGAACAGCUCGCGCGUGUCCCGGCUCCUCGAUCUCGGGUGUACUACCUCACAGCCGAAGAGAUGCACUUCAAGAUCACGGUCACUCUCUGUGCAUCAAGGGUGCAUAGGUGGAUCCGCACCGUCAAGAGGGAUUUUCUCGACACCGCAACAGUCAAGUGUGUGGGCUUGAACUGCGAGUUCACCAACCCUCGCGAGGGUAGAGAUAAUCAGCGCGCCGCCGUCCUUCAACUCUCGGUGGAGACCGAGAAUUUGGUCUUCCAAAUUUUUUGGGCUGAUGAAGUGGAACAACUUCUCAAGGAUUUCUUGCAGGACAAGACCAUCAUAUUCUGUGGUGCGGAUAUCGGCAAAGAUGUGGAAAUGUUGUGUUCCUACGGAAUUGAUAUUCUGUCUGGGUUCGACCUCCAAAUGAUAAUCCCGAACCCCACCAAAAAUCUCAUUCUGAGUAUGUAUGAUCUGGCAAAUUCUACUAUUAGGACAAAACUUGAGAAGAAGAAGAAGAAGAUGAAUAGGGAUAAGAAGAAGAACACGAAGAAGGACGACGAGGAAGAAGAAGAAGAAGAAGAACUGAUUUUUUGA